Messenger RNA from Manduca sexta (tobacco hornworm), 4538 nucleotides. RefSeq names its product serine/threonine-protein kinase SIK2 (gene Sik2). Gene Ontology annotation, biological process: intracellular signal transduction; protein phosphorylation; microtubule cytoskeleton organization. The coding region runs from base 1 to 3675 and encodes 1224 amino acids. Gene Ontology annotation, cellular component: cytoplasm. Gene Ontology annotation, molecular function: tau-protein kinase activity; ATP binding; protein serine/threonine kinase activity. The record is from RefSeq and is a predicted model, not a curated record. The transcript is spliced from 9 exons. NCBI's taxonomy places the organism in Eukaryota, Metazoa, Arthropoda, Insecta, Lepidoptera, Sphingidae.
AUGAAAAUACAAUCUACAAUGGCGGACCGUGAACGUCCUGCGAAAACCCCAAUCAGGGUGGGAUUCUAUGACAUCGAGAGGACCAUUGGCAAAGGGAAUUUUGCCGUCGUUAAGUUAGCACGACAUCGAAUAACUAAGACUGAGGUAGCAAUUAAGAUAAUAGAUAAAUCACAAUUAGACGCCAGCAACCUUCAGAAAGUCUACAGAGAAGUGGACAUAAUGAAGAGACUGGACCAUCCUCAUAUAAUUAAGUUAUACCAGGUCAUGGAGACGAAGAACAUGAUCUAUAUUGUAUCGGAAUACGCGAGCAAAGGCGAGAUAUUUGAUUACAUAGCAAAAUAUGGUCGUAUGGCGGAGCAGGCUGCUCGUCGUAAGUUUUGGCAAAUACUUUCGGCUGUAGAGUAUUGCCACGAGAGGCGGAUUGUCCACAGAGAUCUCAAGGCAGAAAAUUUAUUAUUGGACGCGAACAUGAAUAUCAAGAUAGCGGAUUUCGGAUUCAGCAAUUACUACGCGACUGGAGAGCUGCUGGCGACGUGGUGCGGGUCCCCCCCAUACGCCGCGCCUGAGGUCUUCGAAGGGAAGAGAUACACUGGCCCCGAAAUUGACAUAUGGAGCUUGGGAGUGGUGUUGUAUGUGCUCGUUUGCGGCGCGCUACCGUUCGACGGCUCCACGCUACAGUCAUUACGAGAUAGAGUGCUCUCCGGCAGAUUUAGGAUACCCUACUUUAUGAGCGAAGAUUGCGAGUCGUUGAUAAGAAAGAUGUUAGUCUUGGAACCAAUGAAGCGGUAUACUAUCGACCAAAUCAAGAAACAUCGGUGGAUGGCAGCUGAGCCUUACGCGAUACCUACUGUGAUAGCUGACCCGGCGAGGAGUCCUGCGCAUGCGCCUACACACCACGAACCCAAUGAGCAAGUCCUGCGGCUCAUGCAAAGCUUGGGGAUUGAUCCCGUCAAAACCAAAGAAAGUUUGAGGUCAAACAGUUAUGAUCACCACGCAGCGAUAUAUCUGCUACUUUUGGAGAGGCUACGAGCGCGAGCAGCCAGCGGGGCUGUGUCCAACGUAGAAACCCGCAAUAGGCCAUCGCGCCGGCCAUCUUCUGUAGCAGAUCAAGCACUUGUAAGAGAAGCCCACGAAGCCAGGCGAGAACACCAUAACAGGUUACUUCAUGCUGGUGAAACUCAAUCUAGAGAAUACAGCAGAGCAACCCCAACAAUAUCAGCUGCACCGGCCGAUGCUUCAUCUGCCGAAACGCAGCGACUACUCUCCCUCGCGGGUGUAAACAUGACUGAACAAAGACUGCUCCAGCGAAACUCCGACCCUUCGGACACGCAUCGGAGCUUUUUAGUCGCUAAUCUUGACGUCGCUUCUAACAGAAUUCAUGAAACUGAGUCAACAAGGUUACUAUCAAUGAGAAACAUCGACGUGUCGCAAUCUAACCAAAGGCUAGGUACUAAAUUAAACGAGGCAACUGUUCCUACUCAUAGAUUACUAACAUCUACUUAUGAACAGCAACAAAAUAUACUAAAACAAUCCAGUGAAGAUUGCCGACGAUUGUUACAGCACUCUACUACUGUCGGACCUGAGAGUAAUAAAAGUAACAACGAUGGUACGAGGCUUCUGACGUCAUCUAGUUUCGAUUCAAAAUGUGCUAUUGAUGGUGUAAGAAAUUCUUCUGCCACUGACCAUAAUAUUAUUGCAAAUUUUCUUCAAAACUCGGCAUCCGCGACAAACUUUAACGUUGAAACCGUAAAAUUGCCAAGUUCUACUACAUUCACAAUGUGUUCCGAAGCAGCUAAACUUAUGAAUACUUUACAACAAUCACCGCUCCCGUUAAAAGGUACAGUGAAUCUGAGCACUAGUCCGAUACCAACACAGCUCGCUGAUUCCAAAUUGAGCAGUGUUCUUGAACAACCCAAACCACUUGAAUCGACCAGACUUGUAUCUCAGGCUCAACAGCAAGACUUGAAUCGAUUGCAAACUAGUACACCACCAUUCAAAGACUAUAUUGGUCAUAAUGUAACUAGUUAUUCCUAUUUGCAAAACUCUACUGUACCGCCGAUAUCUAGCACAACGGACACAAAUUUAUCUACAACGGCAACUGGUGCUGGUGAUUUAUAUCAGAACACUUUAUACAGGCCUGAUAGCAAAUUCUCAUUAAAUAGAUAUAACACGGGUGCGCCAUAUUGUCAAGGUUUUCAAAGUAAUGCAACUGAGCCGACAAAAUUUCAACAACAGUAUUCUUCAUCCACCGACGAAGGGUGCGAGACGGAUAUGGAAGACGUAGCGAACGCGCCGAGCGGGGUGCAAAACAGAUUAAGCUCUUACGCGAGCUCCAGUUCCAGCAGCGGCGUCGUCACUUUUUUCAAUAAUAAAAGUCUCAGUCAAAACCUUAGCUGUGAUUCUUCGCAAAGUAACUUCUCGACGUUUGAAAGUCUGGAUUAUCAAUUAUCUGACUGCUCCAGUGAGUUAGCGAGUAGUUUGCCGAGCUGCACGUCCAACGAAGACAAAAUGGCAUAUGAUAAUAAUUCUUUAGUUAAUACUAGUCCGAUGCACCCUUGCGUUUAUAUAUCAUCUUAUAACAAUAAAACAAGCGGAACAGGAUUUAUAUCAAGGCAUAAUCCAUUGAAUUACCAGGCAGGCAAUAAGAACUGCCCACGAGCAAUAACACGGAGUCCAAUCGACUUUAGAGAAGGUCGACGAGCAAGUGAUGGACUAGUAGCACAACAAGCUGCGCAGUCGAAUGAUUCACAAAAAAGUACUUUAGCAUUUAAUAGUCAACGACUCAAUGAAAACUGUAAAGCCAAAGGUGUUCUUGAGUUGCAUUUGGUGCAAAAAGAAGCUCAAAAAUUAAAAACACAAUACCAAUCUACGAUUCCCGCAGAGGAAAUGACGCAGAGACAGAUACAGCAUAAUCAAUUUGCAGCCAGUUUCAGUCCACAUUACUUAGACUCAAAGAAUCCGACUCCAAAACGUAUAAGUCUUCCAGAAAGUUUUAAUUAUUCUAGCACCUCUCCUCCUAUGCCCGCUAGUCCCAAAAUGGUGGCUCAACUUCAAGAACCCCCAGAGGUAACACACGGGACUUCAGUACCGCAGGUCAACAAGCCACCUUUGCAACAACAAUUGAUGCAACAUCGUUUGUUUCAACAGAAAAGACAAUUGUUACAGAAACAGAUGACACCCCCAAAUGUAGGUCCGCAUGAAAUGGGGAUCCAUACCUUACAAGUUGGCCUAAGUAGGCGGCAAAUGCUACGUCAACAGAGCUACAAAAUUGCGCAACAACAGCAAAUACUUCCACCAUUGCCCCUGACAGAAACUGAAAAUCGGGAUCUACUAGCCUUCCAAGCUAUUGUUGAAGGCCCCAGUCGACCAAUCAAACAAAAAUCCGACGAAAAUCCAGAGGAUAUGUCGAAAUUCGCUUAUCAGGGAUCGAUGGAAAUAAGCAUUAUGAAUAAAGAUAGGUUAGGAAAUGAGAAUUGGUCAAAUCUACCGUCCAGCCUGCAGAAUGCUUGCCAGAUAUCAGAGCUUGCAGGUCGACGAGAAGGAAGAGAAACCCGUGAAGGGGAGACAGAACCUGUCAGCCACACAGCCAUGGAAGCUCCACUGUGGCCAGGGCAAUGGAAUGCAGGUCUCUUCCCUCCUCAGCCUUGCUUUCAGGUAUUCCAACAGAUCAAUUAAUUAGAUCUCCGCGCUAAGAGUAGAAAUGUAGACCUGGUAGUGUGGGCUGUGCCCGAGUGAUGUGACGACCGAUCGUACAUUCAACCAUUGUCAGUCGGUAUUCACCCGUAGAAUAUGCUAGAGCAUAAUCGGUCUCAUUGUAGUGUUGUAAAGGACCUAUAAAGUGGGCAUUUAGAAAUUAAUUUCACAAAUAUGGACUUUUUAGAGUGCAUGACAAUAAAUAGUGCUUUAAAGUAUUACAUCUUAAAAUAGACCACAAAGUUAUCCAAUUACUGCCGUUAGUAUAUAAAUACAAAAGUUACUGAAUCAUACACAUAAUAUUAUAUUAAACUCAUUUACUAGAACCCAAAUAUACAAUAUUGUCUCAUUUGUAUUUGCAGUAUACGUAUACAUAUUAAAAUAUUAGUGUGAAACAUUUUUAAAGUUGAUAAAUGCACUCAAUAUUAGAUAUUGUUGACCACAUGUAAAUGUAAACUGAUGUUAAGUGCUCAUUCCUGUAGUAUGAUACAUUUUAUAAUUUAUAAACUCACCGUAGAGGCGUGCUAUUAAUCUAGCGAUUCCAUUUUUAUUCAAGUCGUACUUGCCAACUACCGAACUAAGUAUAAAAAUUGUAUAACAUUUAUAUUACCUGUUCUACAAUACAUCACUUGAGAAUGUUCCUACGUACUCGUAUUUAAUCGUUAGUUCUCUCCAUAGUACAUAAUAUAUUUAUUAUUAGAUAUAAUAAGUUAUCAGUUAUUUUCUUUAUUAAAGUCUGUAUAGUUUUGUUAUUAUUUGCUAAUAAUAAAGUAAUAUAUGUAAGAUGUGAUAGCUUUACUUAGAAGCGAGUUUUAUUUAAAUUAAAUGUAAAAUUUAUUAUAAUA